Messenger RNA from Achroia grisella, 1829 nucleotides. It is a transcript of the gene Rrp45, whose product is annotated as exosome complex component RRP45. Gene Ontology annotation, biological process: nuclear polyadenylation-dependent rRNA catabolic process; TRAMP-dependent tRNA surveillance pathway; nuclear mRNA surveillance. The transcript is spliced from 7 exons. Lineage: Eukaryota; Metazoa; Arthropoda; Insecta; Lepidoptera; Pyralidae. Gene Ontology annotation, cellular component: nuclear exosome (RNase complex); cytoplasmic exosome (RNase complex). Bases 91 to 1242 code for a protein of 383 amino acids. The record is from RefSeq and is a predicted model, not a curated record.
UCUAAGACUUUCAAAUAUUUAUUCUAGGUUAUGUUAGAAUAUAUCUACUUUUUAAACAUUUGUUUGUAAUUUCUACGAACAACUGUAAAAAUGAGGGAUUUAUUUAUAUCGGGAUGUGAGAAAAAUUUUAUACAUAGAAUAAUUUCUGAGGGUCACCGUUUAGACGGAAGAAAUUAUAAUGAAUGUCGAAAUCUACAAAUAUCAUUUGGCUCGGAUUAUGGCAGUUGUAUAGUAUCUCUCGGAGAAACAAAAGUACUAGCCCAAGUGACUUGUGAAGUAACACAGCCAAAACAAAUUCGCCCCAAUGAAGGAAUUCUGUAUAUAAAUGUUGAAAUAAGCCCAAUGGCUGCACCACAGUUUGAGGCUAAUAGGCAAACCGAUCUCACAGUGUAUCUCAAUAGACUUAUUGAAAAAUGUUAUAAAGAUUCUAAAUGUAUAGACCUGGAGUCCUUGUGUAUAGUUGUAGAGGAGAAGGUGUGGUCACUAAGAGUGGACAUUAAAGUUCUCAAUCAUGCUGGCAAUCUCAUAGAAUGUGCUAGUAUUGCAGCACUCACAUCUUUAGCACAUUUCAAGCGCCCCGAUGUAACAAGAAUUGGUGACAGUGUCAUCAUACACACAUUGGCUGAGAAGGACCCAAUCCCAACAGUACUAUACCAUUAUCCAGUUUGUUUGUCAUUUGCUAUUUUUCAAAAUAAUGUUUUGUUAUCAGAUCCGAGCUUUAUAGAAGAAUCAGUAUGCACAAGCACUACUGAGGAAGGUCAAAAUGCAAGUGGGGGAGUUUUAGUAGUUGGAAUGAAUCAGUAUAGGGAAGUGUGUUUAUUGAAUUUAACUGGAGCUGCUUUAUAUGACUCUAAUAUAGUACACAAGUCUAUCAAAAGUGCAGCAGACAGGUGCAAGGAAAUUGUUGAUAUUGUAAAGAAAUCCAUAAUUAAAGACGACACAAUGAGACAAAAACGUAUCAAAAUCAAUUUUGGUGACAUAAUAACAACAGACCACAUUCUAUCACUCAGUCAGAAAGCCCUCAACAUUCGUCUUAAGAAUUAUAAUGCUGAUAUGCCAACAUGUAUGGAUGAAGAAAUGAAGGACUUUGAUGAUGAAGAAAUGAAAGAACUUGAAGAUGAAAAGCCAGAACUGAGCAAAUAUGACGUUAUACAAUCACUACCACAAACUGCAGAAAUAAUCGCAAAGAAAGGAGCAACAACAUGGAUUGAGGUUUCAUCAGAAUCAGAUGAAGACAAUUAAAGAUUAGUGAAUUUUGUUGAAAAAAUGUAAUAACAUUACAUUUGACAGCUUUUUUAUAAUUUCUUAAAUGUAACAAACAAUUGCAUUUCCCUCAACAUUGUAACAUUUUGUCAAUGAAACAAAAUUUUGUGUAAAGUGUAAUAUUAAACUUAAAUACAGUAUUAAUAAAUUAGUUUUUAUUUGUAAUGUCUUAAAUUAAAUCUGUAGCUAUAUUACAUUAUUUUCCUGUUGGGCUGAUUCAUGUCUUACCACUAACUUGUUCAAUAAUUCCCAACAUGAGCAAUACCAAAUAUUUGCCUAAAAAUAAAUUUACACAUUACAAAUAAGCAUUUAAUUAUUAGUGUAAUAUAUAGCCAAUUUGUUUUCAUUAAUGUGAACAGAUUCAUAUCAGAUACAAAACAUGCCCAAAAAUUCAUUGCAUUUGUCCAAUUUACAAUUUUGGCAUGAAGUAAUAUACUUCAAUAUAUUUAUGAUUCACAAUUCAUACAUUUUUGCCUCUGUUGAAUGCAGAUUGAAAAUUUCAUUAAGAAAACUUGAAGACCUGUUGAUCUAAUGCUAAUAUUAAAACUAUAAUGUUCUAUAAAUAA